Molecule: messenger RNA, 2317 nt
Organism: Durio zibethinus
Lineage: Eukaryota; Viridiplantae; Streptophyta; Magnoliopsida; Malvales; Malvaceae
Product: double-stranded RNA-binding protein 2-like
Molecular function (GO): double-stranded RNA binding
Source: RefSeq, a predicted model, not a curated record
CAAAGCCCCCCAACCCAACCUUUCUCUUCCCACUUCACAAAAAAAUUUAACCUUUUCAUUUUUGUUCUCUUCAUUUUUCAUCAACUUCUUCAAUGGAAAAACCCUAAAAACCUUGAUCUUCAAUGACCCAUUUCCUAUCUUAACGCGAACCGAUCUGGGUCCGAUCCCAUUUCUCCCUCCUCUUCAACCAGAGAAAGAAACACCCAGAUAAAGUAUUCGAACAAAAAUUAAGAAAGAAGGAAAAAAGAUAAAAUUUUUGUUUUGUGGGAGAGAAAGAGAAGAGAAAAAUGUACAAGAACCAGCUACAAGAGCUGGCGCAGAGGAGCUGCUUUAAUCUUCCUUCCUACACGUGCAUUAGGGAAGGUCCAGACCACGCGCCGAGGUUCAAAGCCACCGUUAACUUUAACGGCGAAACCUUUGAGAGUCCUCACUAUUGUUCUACUCUUCGUCAAGCCGAACACUCCGCUGCCGAAGUCGCGCUCCAAUCCCUGUCUAAUCGUGGACCUUCUCACUCUCUUGCCGCCAGAAUCCUAGAUGAGACAGGGGUUUAUAAAAACCUCUUACAGGAAAUUGCACAAAGAGUUGGAGCUCCAUUGCCACAGUAUACAACAUUUAGAUCAGGCCUUGGGCACCUACCUGUUUUUACAGGAACAGUUGAAUUGGCUGGAAUCACAUUCACAGGGGAACCUGCUAAGAACAAGAAACAAGCGGAAAAGAAUGCAGCCAUGGCAGCUUGGACAUCUCUGAAACAGUUGGCCAAAGAAACUGCAAGUUCUUCUUCAGAGCCAGAGACUAGUGAUGAGCUUGAACAGAUCACAAUAGCUCGUGCGUUGUCGAAUUACCGAAUAAAGGAAAAGAUGGCUAUGGCAAACUCCUCCAAUGCCCCAAUACCAUUUACAAAGAAGUUUCCUAUUCAGAAUCCAAGACCAACUAGUCCACAGCCUGCUGCUACCACCUCAAAAAUCCUUCCCUUAAUCUGCCCAAAGGUGGUUCCUCGCAACAGAUCUAUGUCAGUGACAGCAAAUGACAAGACUAUUCUACCAUCAUUGCAAGCACCUGCACUUGAAAGCCGUGGGGCUCGUCUGCAGAAAUUCCCUGCAGCUGGAGCGGCUCCUUAUGUUCCUAUCCGACAAUUUAGGUCACCUUGCCAUGGCAUUGCUCCACCAGUGACAAUAAGAACUGCGGUGCCUGUUUUCUCUGCACCUCCACGUUCAGCACAAUCUGCGGUAUCCCCACAGCCACCAGCAUCUGCGGUUCCUACUCAGCCAGCACACUCUGUUCUUCCCGUUCAGCCACCACAACCUGCAGUUCCCCCUCAGAAAUCACCAUCUGCACUUCCCACACAAGUGCUGCGAGCUCCUCCUGUACGUAUUGCUCCACCUGUCACCAUUAGACAAGUGGUUCCAGUAUUUGCUGCUUCACCAGAUCGGAAGGAAGAUAUUACAUCUGUUAGAAAUGAAGAUAGGAUGACAGUUACGGCUUCUGCCCUUCUUGAUAAAUCACCUGCCAAAGUAGAGGAAGCUGCAAGCACAACAGCAAAGAACCUGCAAGAAUUUCAGACAGUACAGAGUUUAGAACAACUCAAAAUCUGAUGGUAGUGAAGUGGCGAAUUCUAGGCACUAGGACAAGAGCUAUGUUUUUGGGUUGGUAUGAAGUUUGUAUUGUUACUUUUGUCAUCUCAUCAUAUGAGUGUUUUUUUUACCAUCUUUUUUGUUUGCGUAGAAGCUUCAGUUUCUGCAGGUUAAGUUAGUAUCACCAGUCCCAUGUCAUUGCAAUUCAAGUUAUACUAUGUCUAGAGUGAUGUUGCAGGGGCAAGUCUUGUUUAGUUAAUUUUAUUACACCUAUGGUAGGUUCCCCUGCUCAAACAUGGCAAAGAAGUAAAGAAUCCCUUAUGAGACAUGAUUCAUCUUAUGCUUUGCCAAUUGGGGGAAAUGCUUCUUCCUACUCCAUGCUCCUCUCAGUACAAUUUUCAUUUCGAAGGAGCGGUUUUAGGCCUAGCUAAUAAAUUGUAUUGAAAUCAAAACAAUAAGAAUGCCAGCAAGUGUUUGAAGCUGUUAAAGAUUGAACUUUGGUCAAGUUCGGUGCUUUUGGCUCAAAAUCAUGGGUAUUGGGUUAGCUUCUGGUUACUAAAUGACAAAUUGGUAAAUAACAAUCCCAACUUGAUACUACUGUUCCGAAAAGCUGCUGCAUUCUGUUACCUCUCGCAAGGGCAGCCCUCUGACAAGUUGCUGUUAGCUUUGUUUUUUGCUGUGUUUGUAAGGUUGACACCUUAAGCUGAAAAUAAAAGUAUGCUCUAAUCCAUAACACAUUCCGAUGA